CAUUAUAACACCAUAAAGUAAAGUUGCACUGAUUGACAAACUGCCCGCUGGUUUCUUUAGGUGGAAGAGGCCAUAAAUAGGGUAGUUGUAAUGGAAAAAGUGCAUGAUUUCUUCUAUGUAGUGUGGAUGUCAUUCGAAAGGCUUUUUCAUUACAUUGCAGUAUAUAUGUCUUGUUUGGAGUGGAUCUCUGGCAAAGAAGGUGAGUUUGAGUGUUUAUAGGUCUGUUGGGUGUCAUCUUCAGUUUCACUGUCUGCAACUUGGAAAAUAUAGCUACACGGUUAUGGCUGGGAAAGGGAGGGGUAGUUGUGUAGACAUUUUGCUGUUGUAAUACAAAUAUUAACAUCUAACUAUGUUACAUAUAUUCACAUCUAAAUCAGAGCGUACCCUGUUGUGUCUUGCUCACCAUGUCUCUGAAGUUAAUCAAAGUAUAGUUAAGUAAAUCCCAGUAAAGUAACCUUGAACCAUAAGUGAGACUUAUAUUGUAAUGAUGCCACAAACCAUUGUGUUAGCAACCUAUGCGGCCCGGACAUUAGUGAGCUUAGUCAUGGCUGCAUCGAAGGCAACAAAAACAACGGAAGCGUCUCGCAUUGCCAUUAGCAUCUCCAUACCAUACCUUAAUAAGUAUCAUUGUUUUAUUUUCAAAAACUGGUCACUGGUCAGUUAAAAUAAACUUAAUGUUGAUUCAAAAGGAUUGGUCAAUAUACUUUAGAAGACAACCUGACAACACCAACAUCAUUUGCGUUAAAGAAUGUAGUGCAUGUGAAGGAGGACUCCACGCUGGAUUUUUUCUGGAAGAUCUGACACAUGAGAUGUAACACCAACCAUUUCUUGUUUCAGUCUAAACAACUUUGGCAUAGCAUAUGAACUCAAUAGUUUGCAUUUGAAUGAGUUACAUGGAUUAAAUAGACCGGGUAUGAGAAUGAAUGAGAAGGUGUUAUUGCGGAUAAGCAUACUUACGGGUAGGUCAGAACGUAAGCGUUCAACUCUGCAACUGAAACAGUCUCCAGCUUUUUCACACCACUGUAUUGUGUACCUGGUGGAGUUACUAGCGUCCUCUUCAGCUGGGAAGUUGCCAUUGUUUUCAAGGUUCGUCUAUGUAUGUUGGAUGGAAAAGCGAUAUGAUUUUGUGAAAAACAUGGCGUCGGAGAUGACUUUUUAUAGGUAAGAGGUUGCGAAGAAGCUGAAGAGGACGGUGAUGGAUAACCAAUGAACCAUAAACAUAAUGGGUUUUCGCCUUUACUGAGAAUGAAUGACAAGGUUAAUGAUAAUUUCUCAAAGCGAGUUGCAAACUUUACAAAGCUCUUAGCUCUGCCGAAGAAGAUGGGAUUAAGGUUAUGGAAAUGAUCACUUUCAAGAAAGCUUGUUUUCUUUAACUGACCAAAACUGUAACAAUUAGAAGAGCAAUAUUGUUUGUGUAAACCUCACUUUAGAAGUGUAUAUAAACUGUGGGUUAAGAACAUAAAUAAAUUAUAUCCCCUGAUAAAAAAAGUAUCAUAUCCAAUAGGCAAUAACGGAUGAAAACACUAACAAAACAAACGCUUACGUGUAGAUUUAUAGUUUCACAUGUGAUGAGGUGGCAUCAUGUAAUAUACUUUGUUCUUCUUUAUUAAUAUAGAUAUAGAUAGAUAUAUAUUAUGUAAUUUUUAUUUAAGGAAGGAAAAAAUAUUUUUCUUAAUUUAUGAUUAUAAAUCUUCUAACUAAAAAUAUAGUAUCAAUAAUAUAUGUCAUAGUUCAAAGGUUGUAAUGUUUUAGAAAUGAGGAUUUACCAAUGAUAAAUAAUAGUAGUAUUUUGUAAAAAAGGAAAAUAAAGGUUGACCUUCCCGAAAAAGGCCGAAAGAGUCUUCAAUGCGAACCAUGCAUGCUUAACUCAGAAAAAUAUAUAAAUCACAAACGUAGAAAGUAAACAAAUCAAAAGAGUAUAAUUCGAGUUUACAGUAAAAAUAAUAAUCCCUGAAAAAAAUGGCGGCAUAAAUUUCCCUCCAAAUUCAAAGCAUUUUUCAUUAUGGACUCAAUCCCACCUUCUUCCCUCCAAAUCCUUUCCCAAAUCCUCCCCCUUUUUGGAAUAUUCCUCCUAAAUUUCGAAACUUUCACCAAUUUUUGGAGCCAAUUUCAAAAAUUUCUCCUUCAAUUACCUUCGAUUCGAUCUCGAGCCCAACGACUUCCCCCAAAACUAAACCCUAGCUUCCUCUUCUACUUCUCCUCCUCCGUUUCCCUCGCUUUCCUCCGACAAUUCGAUCCGGGUUCGUUGCUAAUGGCGUCGAGCGAUCCACCGCCGUCUCCUAAAAUCGAAAACCCAGUCAAAACCCUAGACGACGAGUCUUCCCCCACAGCGCCAAUUCGAGCCCUUGUUACUCACUCGCUAGCCCUCUCCUCGCCAAUUCGCCAGAUCCAAAACCCAGUUGAAUCUUCAUCUUCGCCCUCUAAUAACGAGUGCAGAGAUUCUCAAAUCACGCCAGCAGGGAGUUACAUGCCUAGUUUUGAGUAUCUCAGCGACGACGACGACGAUCACAAGAUCGAACCUGCAGAGCCCUUCUCGUGGUCGUAUCUGAAGAAUGAACCCACUGGUGUUGGUGCUGGAUUGUAUAACUCAGGCAACACUUGUUUCAUAGCUUCUGUGUUGCAGUGCUUCACUCAUACUGUGCCUCUCCUCGACGCGCUUCGUUAUUACAAGUAUCAAGAUACUUGCAACUGUGGGAAUGAGAGUUUCUGUGUUCUGAAGUCUCUCAGAGAUCAUAUCGAGCUUGCUCUGAGGUCUUCAGGAUAUGAUCUACAGAUCCAUCGGUUUCGUGAUAACCUUAAUUAUUUCUCGUCUGACUUCCAGAUAAACAACCAAGAAGACGCUCAUGAGUUUCUGCAGUCGUUUUUGGAUAAGUUAGAGAGAUGUUCUUUGGAUCUUACUAGUAGAAACACGCCUGGAACUGUUGUCUCUUCUCAAGGUGUUAACAUUGUUGACAAUGUCUUUGGUGGGCGUCUCGUUAGUAAGCUUCAUUGCUGCAACUGCAACUCCAUUUCAGAGAUUUUUGAACCGUCUGUAGGAUGGAGUCUUGAAAUUGACGAUGUGGAAGAUCUUUCUAGCGCUCUAGAGUCUUUUACUUGCGUUGAAAAACUCGAGGACCAGCUUACGUGUGAUGAAUGUAAAGAGAAAGUCUCAAAGGAGAAGCAACUUAAGUUCGAUAAGUUGCCUCUUGUUGCUACGUUCCAUUUGAAGAGGUUUAAGAAUGAUGGAGUCUAUAUGGAGAAGAUUUUUAAAGAUGUCAGGUUCCCUUUGGAGUUGGAUAUGCUUCCUUACAUGAGCAGUAACGAAAAUCCUGAAGUUUCAACAAAAUACUAUCUCUAUGCCAUGGUGGAGCAUCAAGGGAGUGGAGUACAUUAUGGUCAUUACUCAUCUUAUGUGAGGUCAGCUCCUGGGACAUGGCACCAUUUUGAUGACGCAAAGGUCAGGAGAAUCAGCGAAGAAUGUGUUCUAUCAAAGAAUGCUUAUAUGUUGUUUUAUGCAAGAGAAGGAACUUCUUGGUUCUCUAGUGCUUUUGAAGAGCUGAAGACAUUAUAUGAAGCUACUCCGAUAAGUUUCUCGCCCACUUCAGUGCUUGAGACCACCUGCAGAGAGGAGUGUAAUGCCAACAAAGCUUGUAAUGGCUCGGUGGGAGUAUCGGUUCCGGGUGGAGAUUACCGUUGUGACGAGCCACAAGAUGAAGUGUUUUAUUCAGCAGAGCCUAUCAGUUAUGACGUAUCUUUCGCCUUUGACUCACCACCUAAGGCUGAUGAAUCUGGGAAACCGUUUGCUGAGACCUUUCACCAAAAAGAGGCUACUAUGUAUCCAGCUUGCAACAGAGCUACUACCGUUGACGCUUCUGUGCCUGAGAUCAAGAUUCAAGAAAAAGACCCAUCUCCAAAACGAAAAGCUGCUGAGAGAGCUACCAUUGGUGAAGAUGCUUAUCUGCCUAAGCCCAAGAUUCAAAAACCAAACUCUUUUGCAAAACGACAAGGACCAUUUCAGAUUCAACGAGAGCAUUUGCAAAAUAAGAAGGAAGAAACUCAUGAAACAAAGCCGAUUAGAAGCACCGUUGCUGCUGCUUCUGUAGCAGAUCUUAAGGAGAAAGAACAUGCUAUUCAAUAUCUCAGGAACAUGCCUUCGUCUCGCUCUCGAAUGCUUGCUGCAGCUAUAGGUGUUGAGGUCAAAAAGAAGAAUAUCUCUAACAUCAGAAGAUCGAACCUUCACAGGAAUCUCUCUGGACGGCCAUCAAACUGAAGUUUGGGAUAAAAGCUACUCUGUUCAUCUUUCUUUAUUUGAUAUGAAGAGUUUUUCUUUAGUUUUGUUUGGGGUUUUCUUGUGUAUAUCACUUUCAUCAAAUUUUGUAAAGCUCCAACCAAAAUUCUAUAUAAAGUUUAAUGUUUUUUUUCCCA
Molecule: messenger RNA, 4404 nt
Organism: Brassica rapa (field mustard)
Lineage: Eukaryota; Viridiplantae; Streptophyta; Magnoliopsida; Brassicales; Brassicaceae
Product: ubiquitin carboxyl-terminal hydrolase 21
Biological process (GO): protein deubiquitination
Cellular component (GO): nucleus; cytosol
Molecular function (GO): cysteine-type deubiquitinase activity
Source: RefSeq, a predicted model, not a curated record